Molecule: messenger RNA, 24724 nt
Organism: Porites lobata
Lineage: Eukaryota; Metazoa; Cnidaria; Anthozoa; Scleractinia; Poritidae
Source: the annotation of a GenBank genome assembly
ACAUUAUCCCACAGGAUUCCCAUCAACUACCUACUGGUAAACCUGGCAGCAGCAGACAUCUGCUACGCCACAUUCAUAAUGCCGACGAUAAUCUUGAGCCACAAUGUCACCCAUCCAACGGGGAUUGUUGGAACAUUUCUGUGUGCAAGUAUUACUGGGGGAAGUUUCGCCUGGAUUGGAGGACUUGCCUCAAUGUUUACACUGCUUGUUAUUGCGUUUGAACGAUACUUUGCCGUAAUACAUCCCUAUGGAAACAGAGGAAAGCUAACUUUUCAGGAAUUGAAGGUUUGAUACUUUGAAAUACUAUUUUAUGCGUAACACCGCCCUCAAUUAAACGCCGCAGAUGGAAGCAAAACUACCAAUAAACGGCGCACACGAAUAAACGCCGCACCUCGUCAGAAGAAUGCGGCGUUUACUCGAGGAAGAGAAAAGUCGGUACAACUUGGCAAUUUACACCAUCCACACAUUUACGAUUCUAUCUCAGCAAAAUAAGAGAGACAUUGAAACCUUUCAAUUAAACAGUAUAUUUACAAACGAUUUACAAUAACUGCUUUCAUUGAUUUUAAAAAAGUGAUUUUGAAAUAAACACGGCCCUCGAAUAAACGCGGCAUCGGAAACGCUAAAAAUUUACUAAACGCCGCGGCGUUUAGUCGAAUAAAUACGGUAUUCGCAAAUUCUCCUCCGGCACAAACUUAGAUGAGUUUCCAUGGCGACAGCUCUCUUUUCCCAAUAAAAAUAGCAAUAAUCGAAAAAGAGCAAUGAACGAACGAUGGGAAGACAGAACAGGAGGAAAGCCUCGCUUCUCCUCUUUCCCUUCCCAUCCUCCGCCGCGCGCUUUCAUUUGCCCUCACCCCAGCCUUCCUAUGACAAAAAGAGGAGGAGGAAAAAGCAACGACAAAACCAGCUUCUCGGUUGAUCUGUGAUUCAUUUCUUUCUUAAUUCUUUGAUGUCUCUUUAGGUGAUUAUUCCUGGAAUCUGGAUCCUUGCAAUAAUGGAUAAAAUUCCAUUAUUCAUGAAGCGGAGCCGUUUUGUUGAGGAGGAUAGCUCCAUCCCUUGCAUUUUCUUGUUGUCCAGAGAAAGCAUAAGAAAAUACCGCACGGUUUAUCUCUCAAUCGAUUGUCUUGUCAUGAUCCUGCUGGUCUUGAUUUACUCCAGAAUUGUGUACACAUUGUGGUUCAAGCAAAGCGAUAAUGCCGUACUCACAAAUCAGCAACAGGUAAGACCCUUCGCUUGAUGUAAGAGAAUCUAAUACAGUCUUGGAUUCUGGAUUCCAGGUACUGAAUUCCGGAUUACUUGAGCUGUAAUGACUCCAAAGCCCAGGUAACCAAAUUCCAGAAGCAAAAAUUUGCUGGAUUUUAGAUCUGGAUUCCUUUACAUAGGGCCAAAACCCUUAUCACGACAAAUUAUUCGUUUGAAGGCUACUCAACAUAGUUUCAUAUGGGGAGGCUCCGUAAAGGUUCAACCCUUUACCCUUUGACAGAGAGGUACCCAUUUCGCAUUUCCUCCAUUGAAAAAUAUAACCCCUCUAAAAUUCUUACUGAGUAAGGACAAAUUACUAACACUGGCCUAUUUCAUUCGAUGGCGGUUUUGACUAGAUAGUUCUGGGACCAGCAAAUAAAAUGUAAAGUCAGACGCGCCUGUUGACGCCUGGUGUUAAAAUAAAGAGUUUAAGUUGACUGAAGGUCGGACGUCAAGCCGUUAUGUUCGACGUUACGAUUUAUGCAACUAAGCGCCCCCAGUUAUUAGCUCGAUUUUGGGAAAAUUGACGGAUAUCGGUUUCUACCCAUCCCUAAGUUAUUAAUAGCCCACGUUAUUGUGUUGGUGUUUGGGUUGGGUAAAUAGGCCUAGUAAGGGAAAUGGGGAAGCCGGUCGUUUCGAUACAAACUCAAGCAGUGAAAUUGCACAAAAAUUUUGUCCACUUCACUGCAUGCUUAUAUCAAAGAUCAGCUAUGUCAGUAGCCUGAAAAAGCUCCAGUCUUUCAGAACGUCUGAUUUAACCCCUAUGGGUCGCAGCUCUCGUCUCUUGUUUACGGAACAGUUUCCAUUGCUAACUUUGUUUAUUCAUUGUUUUCAUUGUCAAAAACUCGUGAGGUCUUCUGAGAGCUGUAAGGUCGCACAGCUAUAUUUUAAGCUUGAGCGACCUGUAGCUUAUCAAUCGUUUUGUACACAGGGUGUAUUGAGGUUGAGGAAGAGAGUGACCUUGAUGGUUGUAACCGUAAGCGCCAUUCUUGUAAUCUCUUGGGGAGCAGAUGUGAUACUCCAUAUGUUAGAAGAACAUGCUGCUGGCUCCGUGAAACUGAGUCCUUUGGCUAUUCCUAUCGCGCACACGAUGCUGAUGUUCAACUCUGCUAUAAAUCCCUUUGCAUACGCUCUGCUGAACCAAAGAUUCAGGAAAAAGAUGAGGCAGAUAAUACGAUCACGUUCUUUUGCAACAAGGGUUGGUGCUAUGUCCGUGCGACGGGGUGAACCACAGGACAACGACACUGGUCACACCACUGGCAGCAUUCCGAUGACACAGCAAGACCAACUGAGUGAAAGGGCGGGGACAAUUUCCCAGGAAAAUGUGUAUCGACAGUAACAGGCCAUUUCUGCAUUACCUUUGGCCUCGUUUUCAAAGCGAGUUCGGGUGCUAUCAUUUCAUACGGAAAAGAAGUUUUAUUCAGUCACAAAUUAAACUCAUUUCCAUGUGAAAGGUUUGUGCCCGCUUUGAUAAAAAGGCUAAGGGCAAUUCGAAAAUGGAUUUUUGACACCUCUGUUGUGGUCAUCCUGCCCUUAUAAAUGUAAAAAGAAAUUGUCUUCUUACGAGAACAUUCAACUCCCGUAGGAUUGCCUUGAAACACCAACAUAAUACUAGAUAGCUUAUAGCAACGAAGGGAGCGAUGUUAAGUGGAGCGUCAAAAAAGCAAUGGCUUUGGAAAGCAAAACGGUACAUAUCUUUGCCGUCAAUGCACAACUACGACGUAAAAUACCCCUAUACGACGUUUCAUGGAGGACGUAAACACGCGACGACGAAUUUUCUUUUUCUCCUGAUUUUAUACUUGGGUGCCGUCCCAGAGAAUUCACCUAGAUCUGAGAUUUAAUUUCCAGUACGCUGUCAUAAAUGCGAAAAAGUUGAUAAAACGCUGCCUUCGUGGCCGACAUGACGUCACGCCGGUAAGCGCUCUGUAUGAAAACCGUAUAAACUUCUAAAGAAACUGUGAUGCUACAUAGGUAAGGAGGGGGGAGGGGUGGGGAAGCAAACCACAAGGAACUGUUUUAUAACUUUUUAUCAAUUGCCUUACGACCUUAAUAAGAUUAGAGCGUCAGCCCUUGCGUGUUUGUAAGUAGCCCCAUCUAAGGACCACAGGGUAACUUUUUCUUGUCUUUUAUAAUUAUGCAUUACAGUACACGAGAAUUAGGUAUUAAAAAACAAACAACAAACCAAACAAACAAACAAACAAACGAUCGUCUUCAUUGAAUAACAUCAACUAAUGUGAAAUGAAAACAAAAACAAAAACAAAAAAAAGCUUUUAGAAACUGUCACCUGCAAGAUGGGAUUGUAUUACAGUGUAAAUUCGUUUUCUCUUUUGUAUACUCUUUCAAAUAAUAUAGGUAUAUAUGUUUAUAUAUCAUACGUAUUUGUACAUAGUAGACAAUUGAGAUCUGCAAAGCUCAUUGUCCUACGUGAAAAUAACCCCUUCAAGACAUCAGUACGACACCGAAAGAACCCAAAACAGAGCAGGGUCGUAGCUGUAGACAGCUAUACCGUAAAAUUCCGAAAAUAAACCCCUCCAUGUAUAAGCCCCUUUAAACACAAGCCCCCUAAACUAGUAACGCAAAAAAACCCUCCGUUGAAUCGCCCCUCCAAAUAUAAGCCCCCCAUGGGGCUUGUACUUGGAAUACUUCAAAUACAAAGUAAAACAAAGCAAAAACGAUAAAUUUACUUCCAACUAUAAGGCUAGCCCAAUCAACUUUGAAGCGCAAAUUUCUCUCCACAGAUAAGUCUUUCCGAAUAUAAGCCCCUCCAAAAAUAAGCCCCUCAAAAAGGGCUUUUAAAAAAUAUUAGCCUCAGGGCUUAUUUUCGGAAUUUUACGGUACUUUUGCUGAUCAGGUCUCCUUAGAUCCUACGUCCUACGGCAUAUUCGUUUGCAGUCCUUUGCAGUUCAUGUCUAUGUAGACCUAUGUAUUUAGGUAGAAACCUUUAUUUCAAUAGGGUAACUCCUUCAGGUUUUGUACAAGAUAAAAACUGCUAUCCAUAGAGGCUCUCUAUGAUAAACUAAAUUGAAUAGAAAUAAUAGUGAUAAUUAACUACAAAUAAAAAUAGCUAUAAAAUGUUAUUAUUAUAAAAAGACUUAAAAAUUAAAAUACUAGAAAAAAACAUAAAAAUCUAAAAAUCUGAAUCUGAUUAAAAGUUAGACAACCAUGAUAAAAAAAGGCUUUUUUCGUACAUUCUAACUUUAAAGACGGGAGUCUAAGUUUAUCACUGCUCCUUGUUGUUGAACAUAACAGAAUACUCGACAGUACUCGAAUACUUUUUCUCCUCAGGUUUUGGUUUUAUCGUUGUGUUGCGUACGAGAUUAAGCUUAGCCGGAUUUUCACGGCAGCCACUUUUUCCACUGCAAGAGUCUUUUUCACCUUGGACAACAUGAUAUGAUUAGAAAUUGUUUUCUGCACGAUGCUAAUUACUAAACUGCUCCUUUAAUUUAGGUUGAUUGCUUGAAGCCAAAACAACUAACGCUUCAUUCUUAGAGAUUUGCACCAUCUGUGUUUCCUCCACAAAAGUUUAAACAGCGUGAAAUUUGCGAACAACCAGUUCAACGCGAGACGUUCUUACAUUCCUUGGAUCUUACUGCGCACCUUUGAUUACGAAAAUUGUCCACAGAUAAAGAAAUUCCCUCGCUGUCUCCUGAUCAGCAUGAAGUCAUUUGGCCCUGUUUUUUUUCUUGAAGGUUUGUGUAUGUGCCGGUGAACAAAGGAACUCAAAAUCUAUCCCAGUACCUCUGAGAUAAUUUUGAAAAAAAAAAACGAAAAAGUACACCAGUCGUGAGUUCCCCUUUUGUCCUUCAUUUUCACAGUGUCCGUUGCGUCGUAGAUUCUAGUUAGAUGCAAGCGAGUAUACUUUCGGUCUUUUUUUCGUUACUUCAACAUAUGGAAUAUCACCUGCUUCUAAGCUUUUAACUUCCUAUAUUUGACCACCCAUUGUCAUUAAUAUAUUUUUCCAUUUCCAUAUAAUUUUGUCGGAAAGCUUCCACGGUAAGAUCGCACCGCCGGGUAACUUCAUAAAAAUUUACCAAACUAAGUCAUGAAGAAUCUACUAUCUCGUAAAAUCACAACUGAGGCAAAGGUUUGUGAGGGUUUAUGCAAUUAAGCGGCACAGACAACGUAACAACUUUGAACGGUUAAGGUGAAUUACAAAAGAUUUACAGCUACCUCGGCCUGACCGGCCAUAUAUAACCAUCGCCAUCUGCUCUUGCCUUGUAGCCGUAUCUCUACACUUAUACACGUAUGUAUACCGUAUGUUUACCGUAUAGCUCUUUAAAACGCCGGCACGAAAAUCAUUUCGGAUAGCGGCUUGUUCACUUAAAAGAACGGUGAUUUUGGUACAACGCGAUCUCUGUAACAAAUCAAAGCGAAGCUACGCCGCGCCGAUCUUGAAAGUAGGGGUAUAGAAUGGUACCUCGAAAAACUGACGAGGGUCUCAGAAAAUUUUGGCCCGAUCUCGAAAUCUCAGAAGCGUUUUGGAUGGAUCUCGAAGUCUCGGAGUCUCGAAUCUGUCGUUUUUUCUUUCCGUUUGGUCUUCAGGAGUCGAUCGGAAUUUUCAGAGUUUCGUGGCAACAGCUUAUGGAACUGAGCUAUUAGAUUAAGAUAGUUAAGCCAGAGAAAGCAGUAAAUUGGUGGGCUUCCGCUAACUUUCAUUGAAGUUUUCGGUCAUUUUAGUUAGCUUUACUGAUUUGCACCGUUGUAAAUUUUUGGCGCUUAGAGUCUCGGGGCUCGGAAUUUUUUAGAAGCAAAGUCUCGGGCUCGGAAUUGAUAAAAACGCGUAAGUCUCGGUCUCGAAUUUUGAAACUAGGGUCUCGCAGUCUCGGAUUACCAUUCUUUUCCCCUGAAAGUGGAUUGUCACAUAUUGGAUAGGUGUUUACACUGCAACGUUUGCUUUUUCAUGUCGACAUGAAUGUCUAUCCGGUUCAUGUAGUGUACACAUUGCAUAGCCUUAAAAUCCGACAACAUUAAUUAAUUGAAGUAGCUCUUUAUCGCUGCUAUUAAUCAGUAAAAAGAGGAUCUUCCUUGAAAAGCCGAAAGCGUAAAGGGGCUGCUAAAUACCAUGAUCCGAAAGGAAUUAUUUGAAUUAGAUACCAAUGCUGGGGGAAAAAUUCUUCUUCAAACUCAGGUAAACGUACUUUUUGAAGGAGAAGGGAAAUUAAAAGAUUAACACUAGUAAACCGUAAUUCACUUCCGUCGCUGUACAAAACUGUGAAUUAACAAAUCAAACAAUCGGAAAACAGAGGAUACAAAUCAUGGACCAUCUGACUUCAUAAGCAUGUCUGUAUUCCUUUAGGUUUUGGUUACCGACAUGAUGUGUUACAAUUAUAUAGAAACGGGCGAAAGAUAAGCAUUUGGUCCCGUACAAUUAUUGCUCAUUUUUACCUCCCGUUCGCUUUAUUCUGAAAAGAAACCCUGGUAUAGAUUUCUUGUGUGGUGAUUUGGGAAAUAAAUGGCCAAUGCAAUACCCAAAGGCUAACAAAGCGCUAACUGAAAUUAUUUUCACACAGAUUACUUGGGUGUAAACACGACUUACAGCCUUCAGCCAUGUCUGAGGAGUCGGCUGAUGUCGCAUUAACAACAAUAAAUUCCAUAUUAAUUAUCACCUGCAUCGUGGGAAACUGUUUCGUCUGUGCUGUAGUGAUGAAAAAUCGACAAAUGAGGUAAACUUAAAGUAGCAGUUGCUAACCUAAAUACCUGAUCGUAUUUAUAGCAAAGAUGCAUGAUGGAUUAGUAAAACGCAGAAAGUGAUUUUACGAAUAUCUCCAGGGGUUGUUGACUUUAUACACGGUUUGACUUCAAAGGUCAAAGAUCUUUGAGAUCAACCAAAACCAGUUGCAGCAGUUGAAUUACUUGAGAACGACUUUUUCUCAAAAAUCCCACUGGAGCUUCGCUUUUAGCGUUGGCUGAAACGAUAUAUUACCAGUAAUAGCUGACCAUAUUAUUCCACAGGACACCCAUCAACUAUCUACUUGUCAACCUGGCAGCAGCAGACAUCUGUUACGUCACAUUUACUACACCAACAAUUAUUUUAAGCCACGAUGUCGAUCAUCCAAAGGGGAUAGCUGGGACAGUUUUAUGCGCAGUUGUAACAGGGGGAGGAUUAGCAUGGACUGGAGCGGAGGCCUCAAUAUUUACACUGCUUGUUGUUGCCUUUGAACGAUACUUUGCCGUUGUACAUCCCUAUAGAAACCGCGGAAAGCUAACGUUUCGCAAAGUAAAGGUGUGUUUCUUUGAAAUAAGAUGUUAUGCAGGUAGAAAUUUGUCAACACAAAGUAGCCUUUCUUUUUUGUUGUAUCCGAUGGACAUAACUUACUAAGCGCAACGCUGUCUUUUGAAAGACGGCUAAAUAAACAGGCUUGCCUUCGUGGUAUGCACAAAAAGAGGAGGGGUAGGAGAUGAGGGAGAAAAGCGCGACAGGGAAAAGGGAAGGGAACCCUUACACUCUCUCCCCAUCUCCCCAACCCCCGCCCCCUUUUCCCUUCCUUCCAAUCCCUACCACUUUCGACCCCUGCUACGCAGGCUAUAAACAGCCCUUCUUCCUCGCUCGUCUAUAUAUGCUGGCACGUGGUUGGCACGUCUUGAGGCAAACUGAUUGAGAAACAGGUUAACACAUCGCGUGGGCGGAUCUGAUGGGGAGGGUUGCGGAUGGUGUCCUGGUCUCGCCUCUCCAUUCUCAGACGAACUUUGUAUCUGAGACAUUUUUUCGUCUCGACAAAAAUAACUGACUUUUAGAUGCGCGAUUCACGUUUUUAAAUAUUAUUCUAACUCUUUAUUUUAGGUGAUUAUUCCUGGAAUUUGGAUCCUCGCAGCAAUAAUCAAAAUCCCAGGAUUCAUGAAACGGAGCCGUUCUGCGAAGGAAAAUAGUUCUAACUACUGCAUUUCCUUAUUAACUGAGGAAGACGUAAAGGCCCGUUUUACUGUUUACACUUCAAUUGAUUCUGCUGUGUUGCUUUUGCUGGUCUUGUUAUACUCCAAGGUGGUGUACACCUUAUGGUUCAAGCACAGUGAUAAUGUACUUACACCUCAUCAACAGGUAUGUGGUAGGACAUAACUAGGUUUAGCCCCCGAAAGUGGAAUACUCAACAAUGCAUUAUACGGGGAGGCUCCCCCUCGAUAUCCGACUCCUUAUCCUUUUAUAUACUAUUUUUGACAGCAGAGGUACCCUUUUCGGGCGGAGCCAGUAUAGGCAAUAGACCUUUUAACCGAUGCGGCGGCCAUAAUGAAUUAAUUGGAUUUAAGAAGUACUAUGGGAUCCCCAGGGGGCAUCAGAACGAUCUGAUAUACUCGCAUCAGUAUGUACGCGGGCUUUUCGGGCCGAUUUUUCUUUUUAAGUUUUCCUAGAGAAAGAUUGUUAGGGGAAAAAAAAGAUCGUUGUGCCGUGUUUGGAUGUAAUAGUGAUAUUCUUGUGAUAACCUUUUUCUCGAGAAAUAUACGGUGAAGUUCUCUUUUUGCCCGAAAAGCGCGCGUAAAUACUGAGCGAGUGCCCCUGGGCAUCCCAUAAUACUCCUUAAACCUAAUAAAUUCAAUAUUGCCGCCGUAUCGGUAAAAAGGUCUAUUACAGGAAGUACCCCCUGGGGAUUUAGUUGGCCUUUAACCCGGGUUUACUCCCUCCCCUACGUAUUAAAGUUAUAAUGGUGUGUAUGGCAACAAAGGGUUAUGGUAUUUUGACCAUUAUGGUGUUCCGAGUUUCAAAUAGUGUCAAGUUUCCUGCUUUAUGAUCUUACAUUUUGGACUCUAAGGUUUAAAUGUUUUCAUCAUACAGAACAAAUUAUUAGGCUUCAAUUCCGGCUACCUUAAGUUGGACCCAAAAUUUAAGGUUUCACGGUCAUAACAAAGGUAGAUAAGAUGAAACACUAGGUAUUAUAGGUCACUUAUAUUGUACACUUGGGUAACCUGUGGUUUAUGGAUUUGCUUUGUACACAGGGUGUGUUGAGGUUAAGGAAGCGGGUCACCUUGAUGGUUGUUACCAUCAGUGCCAUUCUUGUAAUCUCUUGGGGAGCAGACGGAAUAUUGCACCUGAUACACGAAUAUGCUGACUCCGUAAAACUGAGUCCUUUAACAACUCCUAUCGCGCACACGAUAAUGAUAUUUAACUCUGCCGUCAAUCCCUUUGCUUACGCUUUGCUGAACCAAAGAUUCAGGGCGAAGAUAAAGCAAAUGGUAUGUCCGCGUUCUUUUAGAACAAGGGUUUAUUCUGUGUGCGCGCGACAGCGUGAACGACAAGACAACGAGGUGGCAAUCAGCACUGGUGACAUCCCUAUGACAAGUAUGAAAACGGUGAAAUAAAAUCCGUCAACCUUCACUCUUAAGUGUCGAUGCUUAAAUAGUAAAUAAACAUUAUGGUGCUUUUAGUCUUCCACUAUGAAAACAAGUUUCCUUUGGUUGAAACAUGCCGUUUGAACGGCUUUUACUAAGCUCCGACCCAAAUUAACGCUGCGUCAUUCAUUUAAUAAAGGUGUUAUCGUUUCCUUACUUUGUUUACUGGUUAUAGCUUUUUAAAACUUCUUCGUUAUCUUCUAAGUCGAAGGAAAAACGCGUGUCUACACUGCUGACUAUCAUCGGGUAAAUAUCUGUUAUAAAAGUCACGUAUGAACUCCUCGGGUUUGAAACCGAAUUUCUGAUACAUUAGCAUGGCUGGAUUAGUGACUGAUACAUGGAGUGUCACGUCUUUACCCAAGCAAGUUUGAAUUAAGUGAUAAAUCAUGUAGUUUCCAAUCCCCGCUCGGCGCCACUCUGGAUGGACUAAAACGAAUGAGAUGUAAGCCUCGUUGUAUUUCACAUCUGGGACCAUAAAGCCAAGACAAGAUCAAAACUGCUAUCCAUAGAGGCUCUAUAUGAUAAACUAAAUUGAAUAGAAAUAAUAGUGAUAAUUAACUACAAAUAAAAAUAGCUAUAAAAUGUUAUAUAAAAGACUUAAUCAUAAAAAUCUAAUAAUCUAAAUCUGAUUAAAAAUUACCCAACCAUUAUAAAAAAAGGCUUUUUCGUACGUUCUAACUUUAUAGACGGGAGUCUAAGUUUACCACUGCUCCUUGUUCUUGUACAUAACAGAAUUCUCGACAGAGGACCAGUCAAGAAUAGAACAAGCUACCUGUGGGUCCGUGUAUUUCAGUGAAAAGGGAGAAUCAAGGAAAAAUAAAGUUUUUUGUUGUUGUUCCUGUUCAUUAUAACGUUGUCGUUUCGAGCCAAUAAUUAUAAAUUUUUGCCGUCUAUGCCAUAAGAAUAAUCUAAACUGUUAAGGGACGGCAAGAGGGAGGUUACUCAGCAAAAAGCGAGCUAACAGGGCUAGAGGACCGUCUGUUCUGUCGCACUUUGUAAUAAAAUUGUCGCACUUUGUUAUACAUGUCGCACCUUGUAAUAACACUUGUCGAACUUUGUUAUAAAAAGGCUGUCGCACUUUGUAAUAAAAUAAGCUGUCGCCCUUUGUAAUAAACUUGAAAUGUAUGGUCGCAGGACAUGUAAACCCGAUAAUAAGUUUAAUCCUCGACAACAGCAACAACAGUGAUAAUAAUCAUAUAAUAUAUAAAUAAUUAUAAUAAUAACAUUCCACUAAACGGUUUUCAGAACCGAUUUCUGAAGUGAGGGCGGAGGAAAGUGUUCGCAUCAACUGCGGCCUUCCGGCUUCAAGAUCUUUGUAGGAAAGUAAAUCUCUUUCUUUGCGGAAAUAUCGAGCACAACACGGCGCCACAAUCAUUAUCAUAAUCAGACAAUCAUCAUCAUCAUCAUCAUCAUCAUCAUCAUCAUCAUUAUCAUAAAUCGCACUAUUGCAUAUCAAUUGCGCACGUCAUUGUGCUACAAUGAUUGCUAAUUUUGUGGAAAUUUCGAACGCGCUAGAACCGACAUGAAACAAAACAGAUUUAUAAAAAUCAGAAAGUGCGACUAAGUGUGGCCCAGCUAAGAUAAGAUAACAAAACGCAAAAAAAUGCAAACACGAAAAGCAAAUCUAAGUACAAUGAUAGAGCGGUUUUCACUUGACUGUCGUAAAACCAAAACCAAAGUAAAUACACUAGCCAACCAAAGGGCGUGGUAAAACCAAAACCAAAACCAAUCCCUUUCGACAGUCAAGUGAAAACCGCUCUACUAACAAAAGAUCUCAGUCUCGAACGUUUAUUCUCAAGUUCCACUCCCAUGUAAGUUGUAACAAGGCACUUUUUCGCCUUUUGAUACUUAUUGUUGGGUUUACAUGUCUUCCAACCAUACAUAUCAAGUUUAUUACAAAGUGCGACAGCUUAUUUUAUUACAAAGUGCGACAGCUGUUUUAUUACAAAGUGCGGCAACUGUUAUUACAAAGCGCGAUAGGUAUUACAAAGUGCGACAGAACUCUGUCUUGUCUAAGGUAAUUUUUUUUUCUUCUCAGGUUUUCGGUUUUAUCCUUGUGUUGGGUACGAGAUUGGCCGAAUUUAUACCAGAGACGAACUAUUUGUCUAGACGGAUUAUCCGUCGGACGGAUAAGUCGUCUAAGUAUAAAUCUGAAGACGGAUUUUGACGAAAAUUUGUUUAGAUAUUUUACGCGGGUUGCGAAAAUAUAGAAACCACUCCCUCUCAUGUAGAAACGUCGUCAAAAAAAACCGUCUACGUUCCGUCUAGAUAUAAAUUUAGAGACGGAUCAUCCGUCUAAGACGAAUUUUCCGUCUGUUAGCACGUCUUGAAGACGUGCUAACAGACGAAUCAGCCUCAGACGAAUUUUGCUCUAUACUUGGACGAAUUAUCCGUCUCAGACGGAUAAUUCGUCUCUAGGAUAAAUUCGGCCAAUUAAGCUUAGAUUAUCACGGCAGCCACGUUUUUUCCACUUCAGGAGCCUUUUUCACCUUGGACAACACGAUAUGAUUAGAAAUUAUAUUCUACAAGAUACUAUAAACUACAAAACUGCUUCUUUAAUUUAAUUUGAGGACUUGAAGUCAAAACAACGAACGCUUCAUUCUUAGAGGUUUGCACCAUCUGUGUUUCCUCCACAAAAGUUUGAACAGCGUGAAAUUUGCGAACAACCAGUUCAACGCGAGACGUUCUUACAUUCCCUGGAUCUUAUUGCGCACCCUUGAUUACGAAAAUUGCCCUGACAGAUAAAGAAAUUCCCUCGCUGUCUUCUGAUCAGCAUGAAGUCAUUUGGCCCUGUUUUUUUUUUCUUGAAGCCGGUUUGUGUAUGUGCCGGUGAACAAAGGAACUCAAAAUCUAUUCCCGUAUCUCUGAGAUAAUUUUGAAAAAAAAAAAGAAAAAGAAAAAGUACACCAGUCGCGAGUUCCCCUUUUGUCCUUCAUUUUUACAGUGUCCGUUGCGUCGUAGAUUCUAGUUAGAUGCAAGCGAGUAUACUUUAGGUCUUUUUUUCGUUACUUCAACAUAUGGAAUAUCACCUGUUUCUAAGCUUUUAACUUCCUAUUUUUGACCACCCAUUGUCGUUAAUAUAUUUUUCCAUUUCCAAAUAAUUUUGACGGAAAGCUUCCACGGUAAGAUCGCACCGCCGGGUAACUUCAUAAAAAUUUACCAAACUAAGCCAUGAAGAAACUACUAUCUCGUAAAAUCACAACUGAGGCAAAGAUUUGUGAGGGUUUAUACAAUUAAGUGGCACUGACAACGUAACAACUUUGAACGGUUAAGGUGAAUUACAAAAGAUUUACAGCUACCUCGGCCUGACCGGCCACAUAACCAUCGCCAUCUGCUCUUGCCUUGUAGCCGUAUCUCUACACUUAUACACGUAUGUAUAACCGUAUGUUUACCGUAUAGCUCUUUAAAACGCCGGCACGAAAAUCAUUUCGGAUAGCGGCUUGUUCACUUAAAAGAACGGUGAUUUUGGUACAACGCGACCUCUGUAACAAAUCAAAGCGAAGCUACGCCGCGCCGAUCUUGAAAGUAGGGGUAUGGAAUGGUACCUCGAAAAACUGGUCUCAGAAAAUUUUGGCCCGAUCUCGAAAUCUCAAAAGCGUUUUGGAUGGAUCUCGAAGUCUCGGAGUCUCGAAUCUGUCGUUUUUUCUUUCCGUUUGGUCUUCAGGAGUCGACCGGAAUUUUCAGAGUUUCGUGGCAACAGCUUAUCGAACUGAGCUAUUAGAUUAAGAUAGUUAAGCAAGAGAAAGCAGUAAAUUGGUGGGCUUCCGCUAACUUUCAUUGACGUUUUCGGUCAUUUUAGUUAGCUUUACUGAUUUGCACCAUUGUCAAUUUUUGGCGCUUAGAGUCUCGGGGCUCGGAAUUUUUCAGAAGUAAAGUCUCGAGCUCGGAAUUGAUAAAAACGCUCAAGUCUCGGUCUCGCAUUUUGACACCAGGGUCUCGCAGUCUCGAAUUUACCAUUCUUUUCCCUUGAAAGUAGAUUGUCACAUAUUGAAUAGGUGUUUAUACUGCAACGUUAGCUUUUUCAUGUCGACAUGAAUGUCUAUCCGGUUCAUGUAGUGUACACAUUGCAUAGCCUUAAAAUCCGACAACAUUAAUUAAUUGAAGUAGCUGUUUAUCGCUGCUAUUAAUCAGUAAAAAGGGGAUCUUCCUUGAAAAGCUGAAAGCGUAAAGAGGCUGCUAAGUACCAUGAUCCAGAAGGAAUUAUUUGAAUUAGAUACCAAUGCUGGGGGAAAAAUUCAUCUUCAAAGUUAAAAGUUAAAAGUUAAAGUGUUAAAAGUUUAACACUAUGGUAAACCGUAAUUCAUUUCCGUCGCUGUACAAAACUGUGAAUUAACAAACCAAACAAUCGGAAAACAGAGGAUACAAAUUAUGGACCAUCUGACUUUAUAAGCAUGUCUGUAUUCCUUUAGGUUUUGGUUACCGACAUGGUGUGUUACAAUUAUAUAGAAAUGGGCGAAAGAUAAGCAUUUGUCGCGUACAAUUAUUGCUCACUUUUACCUCCCGUUCGCUUUAUUCUGAAAAGAAACCCCGGUAUAGAAUUUCUUGUGUGGUGAUUUGGGAAAUAAAUGGCCAAUGCAAUACCCAAAAGCUAACAAAGCGCUAAUUGAAAUUAUUUUCACACAGAUUACUUGGGUGUAAACACGACUUACAGUCCUCAGCCAUGUCUGAGGAGUCGGCUGAUGUCGCAUUAACAACAAUAAAUUCCAUAUUAAUUAUCACCUGCAUCGUGGGAAACUGUUUCGUCUGUGCUGUAGUGAUGAAAAAUCGACAAAUGAGGUAAAUUUGAAGUAGCAGUUGUUAACCUAAAUACCUGAUCGUAUUUAUAGCAAAGGUGCAUGAUGGAUUAGUAAACUGACGCAAAAAGUGAUUUUAAGAAUAUCUCCAGGGGUUGUUGAUUUUAUACACGGUUUGACUUCAACAAGGUUUAUUUUUGAGAUCAAUCAAAACCAAUUGAAUUACUUGAGAACGAGUUUUUCUUAAAAUCCCACUGAAGCUUCGCUUUUAGCCUUGGCUAAAACGAUAUAUUACCAACAAUAGCUGACCAUAUUAUUCCACAGGACACCCAUCAACUAUCUACUUGUGAACCUGGCAGCAGCAGACAUCUGUUACGUCACAUUUACUACACCAACAAUUAUUUUAAGCUACAAUGUCGACCAUCCAAAGGGGAUCCCUGGCACAAUUUUGUGCGCAGUUGUAACAGGGGGAGGAUUCAGGUGGACUGGAGCGGAGGCCUCAUUAUUUACACUGCUUGUUGUUGCGUUUGAACGAUACUUUGCCGUUGUACAUCCCUAUGGAAACCGCGGAAAGCUAACAUUUCGCAAAGUAAAGGUGUGUUUCUUUGAAAUAAGAUGUUAUGCAGGUAGAAAUUUGUCAACACAAAGUAGCCUUGCUUUUUUGUUGUAUCCGAUGGACAUAACGUACUAAGCGUAACGCUGUCUUUUGAAAGACGGCUAAAUAAACAGGCUUGCCUUCGUGGUAUGCACAAAAAGAGGAGGGGUAGGAGAUGAGCGAGAAAAGCGUGAUAGGGAAAAGGAAAGGGAACCCUUACACUCUCUCCCCAUCUCCCCAACCCCCGUACCCCUUUUCCCUUCCUCCCAUCUCUACCACUUUCGACCCCUGCUACGCAGGCUAUAAACAGUCCUUCCGUCCUCGCUCGUCUAUAUAUGCUGGCACGUGGCUGGCACGUGUUGAGGCAAACUGAUUGAGAAACAGGUCGACACAUCGCGUGGGCGGAUCUGAGGGGAGGGUUGCGGAUGGUGUCCUGGUCUCGCCUCUCCAUUCUCAGACGAACUUUGUAUCUGAGACAUUUUUUCGUCUCGACAAAAAUAACUGACUUUUAGAUGCGCGAUUCACGUUUUUAAAUAUUAUUCUAACUCUUUAUUUUAGGUGAUUAUUCCUGGAAUUUGGAUCCUCGCAGCAAUAAUCAAAAUCCUAGGAUUCAUGAAACGGAGCCGUUCUGCGAAAGAAAAUAGUUCUAACUACUGCAUUUCCUUAUUAACUGAGGAAGACGUAAAGGCCCGUUUUAUUGUUUACACUUCAAUUGAUUCUGCUGUGUUGAUUUUGCUGGUCUUGUUAUACUCCAAGGUGGUGUACACCUUAUGGUUCAAGCACAGUGAUAAUGUACUUACACCUCAUCAACAGGUAUGUGGUAGGACUUAGCUAGGUUUAGCCCCCGAAAGUGGAAUACUCAACAAUGCAUUAUACGGGGAGGCUCCCCCUCGAUAUCCGACUCCUUAUCCUUUUAUAUACUAUUUUUGACAGCAGAGGUACCCUUUUCGGGCGGAGCCAGUAUAGGCAAUAGACCUUUUAACCGAUACGGCGGCCAUAAUGAAUUAAUUGGAUUUAAGAAGUACUAUGGGAUCCCCAGGGGGCAUCAGAACGAUCUGAUAUACUCGCAUCAGUAUGUACGCGGGCUUUUCGGGCCGAUUUUUCUUUUUAAGUUUUCCUAGAGAAAGAUUGUUGGGGGAAAAAAAAGAUCGUUGUGCCGUGUUUGGAUGUAAUAGUGAUAUUCUUGUGAUAACCUUUUUCUCGAGAAAUAUACGGUGAAGUUCUCUUUUUGCCCGAAAAGCGCGCGUAAAUACUGAGCGAGUGCCCCUGGGCAUCCCAUAAUACUCCUUAAACCUAAUAAAUUCAAUAUUGCCGCCGUAUCGGUAAAAAGGUCUAUUACAGGAAGUACCCCCUGCGGAUUUAGCUGGCCUUUAACCCGGGUUUACUCCCUCCCCUACGUAUUAAAGUUAUAAUGGUGUGUAUGGCAACAAAGGGUUAUGGUAUUUUGACCAUUAUGGUGUUCAGAGUUUCAAAUAGUGUCAAGUUUCCUGCUUCAUGAUCUUACAUUUUGGACUCUAAGGUUUAAAUGUUUUCAUCAUACAGAACAAAUUAUUAGGCUUCAAUUCCGGCUACCUUAAGUUGGACCCAAAAUUUAAGGUUUCACGGUCAUAACAAAGGUAGACAAGAUGAAUCACUCGGUAUUAUAGGUCACUUAUAUUGUACACUUGGGUAACCUGUGGUUUAUGGAUUUGUUUUGUACACAGGGUGUGUUGAGGUUAAGGAAGCGGGUCACCUUGAUGGUUGUUUCCAUCAGUGCCAUUCUUGUAAUCUCUUGGGGAGCAGACGGAAUAUUGCACCUGAUACACGAAUAUGCUGACUCCGUAAAACUGAGUCCUUUAACAACUCCUAUCGCGCACACGAUAAUGAUAUUUAACUCUGCCGUCAAUCCCUUUGCUUACGCUUUGGUGAACCAAAGAUUCAGGAAGGAGAUGAAACAAAUGGUAUGUCCGCGUUCUUUUCGAACAAGGGUUUAUUCUGUGAGCGCGCGACAGCGUGAACGACAAGACAACGAGGUGGCAAUCAGCACUGGUGACAUCCCUAUGACAAGUAUGAAAACGGUGAAAUAAAAUCCGUCAACCUUCACUCUUAAGUGUCGAUGCUUAGAUAGUAAAUAAACAUUAUGGUGCUUUUAGUCUUCCACUAUGAAAACAAGUUUCCUUUGGUUGAAACAUGCCGUUUGAACGGCUUUUACUAAGCUCCGCCCCAAAUUAACGCUGUAUUGUUCAUUUUAUAAAGGUGUUAUCGUUUCCUUACUUUGUUUACUGGUUGUAGCUUUUUAAAACUUCUUCCUUAUCUCCUAAGUCGAAGAAAAAACGCAUGCCUACACUGUGGACUAUCGUUGGAUAAAAAUCGGUUAUAAAAGUCACGUAUGAACUCCUCGGGUUUGAAACCAAAUUUCUGAUACAUUAGCAUGGCUGGAUUCGUGACUGAUACAUGGAGGGUCACGUCUUUACCCAAGCAAGUUUGAAUUAAGUGAUAAAUCAUGUAGUUUCCAAUCCCCGCUCGGCGCCACUCUGGAUGGACUAAAACGAAUGAGAUGUAAGCCUCGUUGUAUUUCACAUCUGGGACCAUAAAGCCAAGACAAGAUAAAAACUGCUAUCCAUAGAGGCUCUAUAUGAUAAACUAAAUUGAAUAGAAAUAAUAGUGAUAAUUAACUACAAAUAAAAAUAGCUAUAAAAUGUUAUAUAAAAGACUUAAUCAUAAAAAUCUAAAAAUCUGAAUCUGAUUAAACAUUACACAACCAUUAUGAAAAAAGGCUUUUUCGUAAUUCUAACUUUAUAGACGGGAGUCUAAGUUUACCACUGCUCCUUGUUCUUGUACAUAACAGAAUACUCGACAGAUAACCAGUCAAGAAUAGAACAAGCUACCUGCGAGUCGGUGUAUUUCAGUGAAAAAGGAGAAUCAAGGAAAAAUAAAGAUUUUUGUUGUUGUUCCUGUUCAUUAUAACGUUGUCGUUUCGAGCCAAUAAUUAUAAAUUUUUGCCGUCUAUGCCAUAAGAAUAAUCUAAACUGUUAAGGGACGGGCAAGAGGGAGGCUACUCAGCAAAAAGCGAGCUCACAGGUCGCACUUUGAAAUACAAUUGUCGCAAUUUGUUUUACAUGUCGCACUUUGUAAUAACACUUGUCGAACUUUGUUAUAAAAAGGCUGUCGCACUUUAUAAUAAAAUAAGCAGUCGCACUUUGUGAUAAACUUGAAAUGUAUGUUCGGAGGACAUGUAAACCCGAUAAUAAAUAUCAUCAUCGACAACAGCAACAACAGUGAUAAUAAUCAUAUAAUAUAUAAAUAAUUAUAAUAAUAACAUUCCACUGAACGGUUUUCAGUACCGAUUUCUGAAGUGAGGGCGGAGAAAAGUGUUUGCAUCAACUGCGGCCUUCCGGCUUCAAGAUCUUUGUAGGAAAGUAAAUCUCUUUCUUUGCGGAAAACCUCGAGACCAUAAGAUAGAGUCCAUAACAGCAAGAGUCCGUAGUGAAGGGAUUUUGUAAUGGAAUUUAGCUGCUAUCUGUAUUAUCGGGUUUUCCAUAAAAGUAAUGUGUUCUUGACUGUAUAAGCAAAAUAUUUUGAAAGUUUUACUGGUAGCACGCGCAACAAAGAAAUCCGGUUUCAUUGCUCGCGAGGAUAUGAUCUGUGAUAUAACGAGAUUUUAGUGUUUAAUGUCAUGAAUAAGCGCUAUACUAAUAGAACCAAAAGACACAAAUAUCGAGCACAACACGGUGCCACAAUCAUUAUCAUAAUCAGACAAUCAUCAUCAUGUGGCCCAGCUAAGAUAAGAUAACAAAACGCAAAAAAAUGCAAACACGAAAAGCAAAUCUAAGUACAAUGAUACUAACAAAAGAUCUCAGUCUCGAACGUUUAUUCUCAAGUUCCACUCCUAUGUAAGUUGUAACAAGGCACUUUUUCGCCUUUUGAUACUUAUUGUUGGGUUUACAUGUCUUCCAACCAUACAUGUCAAGUUUAUUACAAAGUGCGACAGCUUAUUUUAUUACAAAAUGCGACAGCUUUUUUAUUACAAAGUGCGACAACUGUUAUUACAAAGCGCGAUAGGUACUACAAAGUGCGACAGAACACCUUCUUGUCUAAGGUAAUUUUGUUUUUCGGUUUUAUCCUUGUGUUGCGUACGAGACUGACCCAAUUUAUACUAGAGACGAACUAUUUGUCUAGACGGAUUAUCCGUCGGACGGAUAAUUCGUCUAAGUAUAAAUCUCAAGACGAAUUUUGAAGAUAAUUUGUCUAGAUAUUUUACGCGGGUUGCGAAAAUAUAGAAACCACUCCCUCUCAUGUAGAAACUUCGUCAAAAAAACCGUCUACGUUCCGUCUAGAUAUAAAUUUAGAGACGGAUCAUCCGCCUAAGACGAAUUUUCCGUCUGUACUUGGACGAAUUAUCCGUCUCAGACGGAUAAUUCGUCGAUGACGGAUAAUUCGUCUCUAGGAUAAAUUCGGCCAAUUAAGCUUAGUAGAUUAUUACUGCAGCCACGUUUUUUCCACUUCAGGAGCCUUUUUCACCUUGGACAACACGAUAUGAUUAGAAAUCAUCAGUUUCUACAAGAUACUAUAAAUUACAAAACUGCUUCUUUAAUUUAAUUUGCGGACUUGAAGUCAAAACAACGAACGUUUCAUGCACCUAUCAAUGUAAAGCCGGCGGGGGGGGCAGGGCAUGGGGUGGGGAUUUGAUUGUCUUUGUUGGCCCUGGGGUAGGGCAUUUGACUGAUCCUGUUCUCCCAGGGGAGGGGAUAUUUGAAUCUUUCUUCGCCCGACGUCGAGAUAUUUGACCGCCGACUCGGACAAAAAAGACUGAGACCGAACAUAUGUUUCCCGCUUUCACGCUUCACGCAUGCGCCGUACGGUUAGAAAAGAUCAGGAAAUCAUGGAGGCCAAUGAGAACAAGCGAAGGCUGAGUCGAUUUCACUGUUUUGUCUUCAAAUUUCGUUUGUUUUAGCGUGUUAGUGAUCAAUUGAACCUCUUAAAAUACUGUGGUAUCAAAGUAAACGGAAGUAAAGAGACACCAAGUCGAUUUUUCCAAGUACAAUUGAUUAGUGUAUGGCUCAUUCGCUACAAUCAGUGUAAACUGAUAAAACUGACUUUCUUUGUACCCUUUACUAAGAGCGGUAUAUUUAAACUUACAAAAUGUGGACUUUCUCCUAAAGGUUUAUGUAUUCUACGCAGUGUAACACGGAUUAUGGUUAAAACGUAUAAUUGCAGCUGUAACAGGAACAUGUAUCUUUGGUGAUGCAGCAACGUUUAUAAAAGAUUGCAGAGUUUUAUUUAGAGAUAUUGUUAUUGUGCCUUUCUUAGGUUCUGCCUUUGGAUUGACAGUAAUGUGCAGCCCGGGGUGGGGAAAUUUGGUUGCAUUUGACUGGAAUGAUUUUCCCGUGGGCAGGGAAUUUGAUUGAAAAUUUUUGAAAAAAGUCAAAUCCCCACCCUAUGCCCUGCCCCCCCCCCUCCCCCCGCCGGCAUUACAUUGAUAGGUGCAUCAUUCUUAGAGAUUUGCACCAUCUGUGUUUCCUCCACAAAAGUUUGAACAGCGUGAAAUUUGCGAACAACCAGUUCAACGGGAGACGUUCUUACAUUCCUUGGAUCUUAUUGCGCACCCUUGAUUACGAAUAUUGCCUACAGAUAAAGAAAUACCCUAGCUGUCUUCUGAUCAGCAUGAAGUCAUAUGGCCCUAUUUUUAUUUCUUGAAGGUUUGUGUAUGAGCUAGUGAACAAAGGAACUCAAAAUCUAUUCCCGUAUCUCUGAGAUAAUGUUGAAAAAAAAAAAAAGAAAAAGAAAAAGUACACCAGUCGUGAGUUCCUCUUUUGUCCUUCGUUUUUACAGUGUCUGUUGUGUCGUAGUUUCUAGUUAGAUGCUGAGCGAGUAUACUUUAGGUCUUUUUUUCGUUACUUCAACAUAUGGAACAGCACCUGCCUCUAAGCUUUCAACUUCCUAUUUUUGACCACCCAUUGUCGUUAAUAUAUUUUUCCAUUUCCAAAUAAUAAAUAAAAUAAUAAUAUAAAAUAAAAAUUUACCAAACUUAGCCAUGAAGAAACUACUCUGUCGUAAAAUCACAACUGAGGCAAAGGUUUGUGAGGGUUUAUAAAAUUAAGUGGCACUGACAACGUAACUUUGAACGAUUAAGGUGAAUUACAAAAGAUUCACAGCCACGCCGGCCUGACCGGCCAUGGCUUCGCUAUCUGCUCUUGCCUUGUAGGCGUAUGUCUAUACACUUUACCGUAUAGCUCUUUAAUACGCCGGGACGAAAAUCAUUUCGGAUAGCGGCUUGCUCACUUAAAAGAACGGAAAUUUUGGUACAACGCGACUUCUGUAACAAAUUAAAGCGAAGAUACGCCGCGCCGAUCUUAAAAGUAGGGGUAUAGACUGGUACCUCGAAAAACUGACGUGGGUCUCAGAACAUUUUCGCCCGAUCUCGAAAUCUAAGAAGCGUUUUGGAUGGGUCUCGAAGUCUCGGAGUCUCGAAUCUGUCGUUUUUUCUUUCCGUUUGGUCUUCAGGAGUCGACCGGAAUUUUUUAGAGUUCGUGGCAACAGCUUAUCGAACUGAGCUAUUAGAUUAAGAUAGUUAAGCAAGAGAAAGCAGUAAAUUGGUGGGCUUCCGCUAGCUUUCAUUGAAGUUUUCGGUCAUUUUAGUUAGCUUUACUGAUUUGCACCAUUGUUAAUUUUUGGCGCUUAGAGUCUCGGGGCUCGGAAUUUUUCAGAAGUAAAGUCUCGGGCUCGGAAUUGAUAAAAACGCUGAAGUCUCGGUCUCGCAUUUUGACACCAGGGUCUCGCAGUCUCGAAUUUACCAUUCUUUUACCUUGAAAGUAGAUUGUCACAUAUUGAAUAGGUGUUUAUACUGCAACGUUAGCUUUUUCAUGUCGACAUGAAUGUCUAUCCGGUUCAUGUAGUGUACACAUUGCAUAGCCUUAAAAUCCGACAACAUUAAUUAAUUGAAGUAGCUGUUUAUCGCUGCUAUUAAUCAGUAAAAAGGGGAUCUUCCUUGAAAAGCUGAAAGCGUAAAGGGGCUGCUAAAUACCAUGAUCCAGAAGGAAUUAUUUGAAUUAGAUGCCAAUGCUGGGGGAAAAAUUCAUCUUCAAAGUUAAAAGUUAAAAGUUAAAGUGUUAAAAGUUUAACACUAUGGUAAACCGUAAUUCAUUUCCGUCGCUGUACAAAACUGUGAAUUAACAAAUCAAACAAUCGGAAAACACAGGAAACAAAUUAUGGACCAUCUGACUUCAUAAGCAUGUCUGUAUUCCUUUAGGUUUUGGUUACCGACAUGAUGUGUUACAAUAUAUAGAAAUGGGCGAAAGAUAAGCAGUUGGUCGCGUACAAUUAUUGCACAUUUUUACCUCCCGUUUGCUUUACGUUUGGUAAUUGUAUACAGAGGAAAAACCCUGUUUGAGCUGAAAAGAAACCCCGGAAUAGAUUCCUUGUGUGGUGAUAUGUGAAGUAAAUGGCUAACGUAAUACCCAAUAGCUAACAAAGCGCUAAUUAAUAUUGGCUUCACACAGAUUACUUGGGUGUAAACACGACUUACAGCCUUGAGCCAUGUCUGAGGAGUCGGCCGAUGUCGCAUUAACAACAAUAAAUUCCAUGUUAAUUAUCACCUGCAUCGUGGGAAACUUUUUCGUCUGUGCUGUAGUGAUGAAAAAUCGACAAAUGAGGUAAACUUAAAGUAGCAGUUGCUAACCUAAAUACCUGAUCGUAUUUAUAGCAAAGGUGCAUGAUGGAUUAGUAAAACGCAGAAAGUGAUUUUACGAAUAUCUCCACGGGUUGUUGAUUUUAUACACAGUUUGACUUCAACAAGGUUUAUUUUUGAGAUCAACCAAAACCAAUUGAAUUACUUGAGAACGAGUUUUUCUUAAAAUCCCACUGGAGCGUCGCUUUCAGCCUUGGCUAAAACGAUAUAUUACCAGUCAUAGCUGACCAUAUUAUUCCACAGGACACCCAUCAACUAUCUCCUUGUCAACCUGGCAGCAGCGGACAUUUGUUACGUAACAUUUAUUACACCAAGGAUUAUUUUAAGCUACAAUGUCCACCAUCCAAAGGGGAUCACUGGGACAGUUUUAUGCGCAGUUGUAACAGGGGGAGGAUUAGCGUGGACUGGAGGGGAGGCCUCAAUAUUUACACUGCUUGUUGUUGCCUUUGAACGAUACUUUGCCGUGGUACAUCCCUAUGGAAACCGCGGAAAGCUAACGUUUCGCAAAGUAAAGGUGUGUUUCUUUGAAAUAAGAUGUUAUGCAGGUAGAAAUUUGUCAACACAAAGUAGCCUUGUUUCUUUUGUUCUAUUCGAUGGACAUAAGUUACUAUGCGUAACGCUGUCUUUUAACAGCCAGCCCAGUAAAUAGGCUAGCCUUCGUGGUUUGCGCAAAAAGGGGAGGGUUUGGAGAUAAGGGCGACAGGAAAAAGGGAAGGGAUCUCUUACUGUCUCUCCCCAACCCUUCUCUCCCUUCUGCCUUCCUCCCAAUCCUCUACCACUUUCGACGCCUGCUACGCAGGCUAUAAACAGGCCUUCCUCCUCGCUCGUCCAUAUGCUGGCACGUGUUGAGGCCAACUGAUUAAGAAACAGGUAGACACAUCGCGGGCGGAUCUGAUGGGGAGGGUUGCGGAUCGUGUCGUGGUCUCGCCUCUCCAUUCUUACCUUCAAAUGCGCUUUGCCUAUCUCAGAGACGAACUUUGUAUCUGAGACAUUUUUUCGUCUCGACAAAAUAACUAACUUUUAGCUGUAUGAUUCCCCUUUUUGAAUAACAUUUUGUCUCUAUAUUUUAGGUGAUUAUUCCGGGAAUUUGGAUCAUCGCAGCAAUAAACAAAAUCCCAGAAUUCAUGGAACGGAGCCGUUUUGGGAAGGAAAAUAGUUCUAACUACUGCAUUUCCAUAUUAACUGAGGAAGGCGUAAAGACCCUCUUUACUGUUUACACUUCAAUUGAUUCUGCUGUGUUGAUUUUGCUGGUCUUGUUAUACUCCAAGGUGGUGUACACCUUAUGGUUCAAGCACACUGAUAAUGUACCUACACAUCAACAACAGGUAGGCCAUAACUUGGUUUAGCCCCGGAAAGUGAGAUACUCAACAAAGUAUUACACGGGAAGGUUCCGCCUGAAUGUCCCCCCUCCCCCGUUAUCCUUUUAUAUACCAUUUUUGACAGGAGAGUUACCCUUUUCGGGCAGAGCCUCCCAUAUACGCAAUUCCUUUAACCCGGGUUUACUUCCUCCCUUACAUAAGAAAGUUGAAAAAGUGUGUAAGACAACAAAGGAUUAUGGUAUUUUGACCAUUAUGGUGUUUUGGGUUUCAAAUAGUGUCAGGUUUCCCGUUCCUGAUCUUACAGUUUGGACUCUAAGGUUUAAAUUUUUUUCAUCGUACAAAACAAAUUAUUAGGCUUCAAUCGCGGCUACCUCAAAUUGGACCCAAAAUUUAAGGUUCCAAGGUCAUCGGAGACAAGACGAAACACUGGGUAUUAUAGAUCACUCAUAUUGUACACUUGGGUAACCUGUGGUUUAUGGAUUUGUUUUGUACACAGGGUGUGUUGAGGUUAAGGAAGCGGGUCACCUUGAUGGUUGUCACUGUCAGUACCAUUCUUGUAAUCUCUUGGGGAGCAGACGGAAUAUUGCACCUGAUACACGAAUAUGCUGGCUCAGUGAAACUGAGUCCUUUUACAUUUCCCAUCGCGCACACGAUAAAAAUAUUUAACUCUGCCGUCAAUCCCUUUGCUUACGCUUUGCUGAACCAAAGAUUCAGGAAGAAGAUGAAGCAAAUGGUAUGCCCGCGUUCUUUUGCAACAAGGGUUCAUUCUGUGUGCGCGCGACAGCGUGAACAACAAGACAACGAGCUGGCAAACAGCACUGGUGACAUCCCUAUGACACAGAAAACCAACUGA